This is a messenger RNA of Schistocerca gregaria, 3531 nucleotides long. It is a transcript of the gene Etf-QO, whose product is annotated as electron transfer flavoprotein-ubiquinone oxidoreductase, mitochondrial. Lineage: Eukaryota; Metazoa; Arthropoda; Insecta; Orthoptera; Acrididae. Gene Ontology annotation, biological process: electron transport chain. Gene Ontology annotation, cellular component: mitochondrial inner membrane. The coding region runs from base 534 to 2342 and encodes 602 amino acids. The record is from RefSeq and is a predicted model, not a curated record. Gene Ontology annotation, molecular function: iron-sulfur cluster binding; electron-transferring-flavoprotein dehydrogenase activity. The transcript has 11 exons.
GCAAUCAACGAUAUAGUUAUCAAAGUCAUCUACAACUAGUGCUAAAUUUCCCUAGCGAGAUUGUACAUUUCGAAGAUACAAGUAGCUCUCGGUAUGCUGAUAAUCACACUUUGUAAAGCCAGCGAUAUAAUGUGUAAACUUGUCACACGUUAGGCGAAUUUUGCUACUUUUUCUCAGCCACAUUCUCCAAAAUUAAAACGAUGAAAAAGUAACAUCUGCUAACAGAUACUGGAUGAAACCGUGGAGAAAACCACACAAUAAAAAAUUAUCGCAUGAGUUACUGAACAGCUGUUUCUUCAACGCGCUCAGUAAAAACAAAUUGGCAUGAACAGAAAUACACUAUACAAUCAUAAAUAACAAUUACAACUGAAACUUAAAACUUUGGGAUACAGCGUAGGAAGCGGAGAGGAAAAGCAAUGACGUCUUCAACUUAUCCCCCACUUAGGUAACUCAUAAUAUUGGGGGCAAGUGUUUGUAAUCCUAAUAGACUCUGACCCUAACCUAUGGCUCGCGUAUUUUGAGUAACCGUACUUAUGGCUUCGGGUUUCGGAACAACUUCUAAAACAUGCCAGAGGCUAUCAUGGCUAGCGAAGAGGUAUUACUCAGAACAAGCUCUGCCGAAAAUAACAACGCACUAUACCAUCGUACCAAGAGAUAGUGACCCACGCUGGAAAGAUGUCAAUAUGGAACGCUAUGUUGAUGAGACAGACAUCCUCAUUGUUGGAGGUGGUCCAGCUGGAAUGUCUGCGGCAAUCCGCCUAAAACAGCUGGCAGAAAAAAGUGGAAAGGAGCUUCGAGUAACUCUCGUAGAGAAAGCUGCAGAGAUAGGAGGUCAUAUUCUAUCUGGAGCAUGCAUUGAACCUGUAGCCCUUGAUGAGCUUAUACCUGACUGGAAGGAAAAGGGAGCACCUCUUAAUACACCUGUUAAGGAAGACAAAUUUGCUUACCUUACAGAGAAAGGGAGGAUACCAGUCCCCAUCUUCAGCUGGAUGCCAAUGUACAAUCAUGGCAACUAUGUUGUCAGGCUGGGUCAUGUUGUUCGUUGGCUUGGGGAGCAGGCUGAGCAACUUGGUGUUGAAAUGUAUCCUGGGUAUGCAGCUUCAGAACUGCUGUUCCAUGAAGAUGGCAGCCUUAAGGGUGUUGCUACAAAUGAUGUAGGAAUAGCAAAAGAUGGUUCACCUAAGGAAACUUUUGAGCGUGGUAUGGAACUGCAUGCAAAGUGCACACUCUUUGCAGAAGGUUGCCAUGGCCAUUUAUCAAAGCAACUUUUUAAUAAAUACAAGCUACGUGAAAAUUGUGAAGCACAGACGUACGGCAUUGGAUUGAAGGAAGUAUGGGAAAUUGUACCAGAGAAACAUAAACCAGGCACUGUUGAACAUACUAUUGGAUGGCCAUUGGAUCGGCAUACGUAUGGUGGCUCAUUCCUGUAUCACCUUAAUGAACCAUCUCCUUUGGUGGCAGUUGGUUUUGUUAUUGGCUUAGACUAUACAAAUCCAUACAUAAGUCCCUUUAGGGAAUUUCAGAGGUUUAAACAACAUCCAUCUGUCAGACCCACAUUUGAAGGAGGAAAAAGGAUAGCCUAUGGUGCAAGAGCUUUGAAUGAAGGUGGAUUUCAAGCAAUACCAAAGCUAACAUUUCCUGGUGGAUGCCUUAUUGGUUGCGCUGCAGGCUUCUUAAAUGUUCCUAAAAUAAAGGGUACUCACUAUGCGAUGAAAAGUGGUAUGCUUGCUGCAGAAAGUAUCUUUGAGGCACUUGAUGAAACAUCGGAAACAACAGGCAUUGAACCAAAAUCUUAUGAGGAUAAAAUUAAGAAUAGUUGGAUUUGGUCAGAUUUAAAAAGUGUAAGAAAUAUACGCCCAUCAUUCCAUAAUCCACUGGGAUUAUAUGGAGGGUUAAUGUACUCUGGCUUCAGUUUGGUGAUUGGAGGUCGAGAACCGUGGACAUUCAGUCAUGGUGAUCCUGACUGGAAACGACUGAAACCAGCUUCAGAAUGCAAGCCUGUGGAGUACCCUAAACCAGACGGUGAAGUGAGUUUUGACUUGCUAACAUCAGUAGCUCUGACUGGAACUAAUCAUGAAGGUGACCAACCACCACACCUGACACUGCGUGAUGAUACAGUGCCUGUUAAACGAAAUCUUGCCAUUUUUGACGGUCCUGAGGGUCGCUUUUGUCCAGCAGGAGUGUAUGAAUUUGUUCCACUUGAAGAUGGCACUGGGCAGAGAUUGCAGAUAAAUGCACAAAACUGCAUCCACUGCAAAACUUGUGACAUUAAAGACCCAAGCCAGAAUAUCAAUUGGGUGGUACCAGAAGGUGGUGGUGGACCAGCUUAUGAUGGAAUGUAAAUGCAGAGUACCACAUGGCAUCAUGCAGAGUCAUCAUCUUAUCAUCAAAGAUUACUGGUUAUCUGGUUAAAAUAAAUCACAUGCCAAUGUUUUUAAUUUAUCUGACUUUUUUGCAUUAUAUUGAGUUUUUGGCUUAUGACUUUCUGUUUAAGUGAUCGGUGACUUUUGUGGCAUGAUUCUCACACUGAUAAUUAUAAUGUGUCAUUGCUUGUAAAUGUAUCAUUGUCAGUUCAAUAUAAUAUUACAUCUAUUGAAGUAUUUAUGCAGAAAUGAUGAAAGUGAUCAUGUAUAUGCAGUGUUUCUUUAACUUAAUUCAAACUCAUUGAGCACUCUGAAGAUAAACAACAGAUUGCUACAGAAUGUUGAAUCAGACUACUUGUGAUUUCAAUGUAUGACCCUCUACAAUUCACAAACCUGCAUGAUGCCAGCUUUGACUUCUUGCCUUCAAAUCAGUACAAAUGAGCAACUGGUGAAAUAGAAUUAAUAAACUGUUAACAUCUUCACAAUUUUCUGUAAUUACAAUAAUUUGUUCCUGGAUUAUAGAAAGCUGCUAAUGGAGAUAAGUUGCACUGAAGACUGACAUCAGUUAUUAUAUAAGUGAAUACCAAUUAUUCUGGGCACAGUGUGCAAAAGUUCACAGACAGUUAAUAUUCAGAUUUUCUUUUUUUUUUUUUUUAAUUGAUCACUGUAACAGCUUCAUGAAAAAACCUAAAUUUACCAUGUUUGGCAAAUAAUAAAACAUGUUAAUGUUCAGUAAGUAUUAUGGCAGCUAGAUUCAUUGAUUCUUGUAUAUGAUCUGCCUAACUGAUAAGAUACAAGAGCUUUUUUCAAUUCGAUCUUAAGAAGAAAGUACACAAGUUUAUAGCCAUGAUAUCAUAUAUCAUGAUAAAAAAUUAAUGGUGACUGUGAGAAAACAUCAUAUAUAUUUUUCAUUCUCUUUUGUGCAUGAUAACUCAUGUGACAUAUUUCCUGUGGUAGUUUUGAAAAUACUAUAAAUGUAAAAUCAUAUCUUAUAUUCUCUUGGAUAGGAGAAUGAUAAGAACUCAACACAUUUCAUCCAAGUUGUUCAUGGAUUAAAUAUAAUUGGCACUUUUUAGGCAACUGAUUAUAAUUGUCUUUCUUGUGUUGUUAUUUUUAUAUAUUUUUGUAGUAAAAUUGUUCAUUUUUAAGAAGUAAAUUUUAUUUUUUU